AUGGCAACAUUGGAUCUAAUGUCAGCGGUCAAGUAAAAAUUGUAAAAAUAAUGCUUUCGUUUCACAUGGAUUUUAAUAAACAAAUAUAGUUUUUUAGGAGGCUGUUUUGCUGUAUAAACACAAAUUGUGAUUUGUUGUUACUCAACGAGUGUAUUACUAUCUUAACAGAGGUGUUAAUUUUGGUGUUUAACCAGUGAAGACCCCAUGAACAUCAUGUCUAUGCCACAUAGCAGCUCAAGCACCACUAGCUCCAGUACCAAGCGCAAGGAAAUAUACAAGUAUCAAGCACCAUGGCCACUGUACUCCAUGAACUGGUCUGUGAGACCCGACAAGAGGUUCCGACUGGCUCUCGGCAGCUUUGUUGAGGAAUACAAUAAUAAGGUACAAAUAAUCUCACUGGAUGAGGACACAAGUGAGUUCAGUGCUAAGAGCACCUUUGACCACCCGUACCCCACCACAAAGAUCAUGUGGAUUCCCGACAGCAAGGGAGUCUACCCAGACCUGCUGGCUACGAGUGGCGACUACCUGCGCAUCUGGCGCGCGGGCGAGCCCUACACUCUGUUCGAGUGCGUGCUCAACAACAACAAGAACUCGGACUUCUGCGCUCCGCUGACCUCCUUCGACUGGAACGAGGUGGACCCCAACCUCAUCGGCACCAGCAGCAUUGACACUACUUGCACCAUAUGGGGCCUGGAGACCGGGCAGGUCCUGGGUAGGGUCAAUGAGGUAUCGGGCCAUGUCAAGACGCAGCUCAUUGCUCAUGAUAAGGAGGUGUACGACAUCGCGUUCAGCCGCGCGGGCGGCGGCCGCGACAUGUUCGCGUCUGUGGGGGCUGACGGCUCCGUCAGGAUGUUCGACCUCCGACAUCUCGAGCACUCCACCAUCAUAUAUGAGGACCCGCAGCACACGCCGUUGCUGCGGCUUGCGUGGAACAAGCAGGACCCUAACUACCUGGCCACGGUGGCCAUGGACGCCUGCGAGGUCAUCAUCCUGGACGUGCGCGUGCCCUGCACUCCCGUGGCCAGGCUCAACAACCACCGCGCCUGCGUCAACGGGAUCGCCUGGGCCCCGCACAGUUCGUGCCACAUCUGCACGGCGGGUGACGACCACCAGGCCCUGAUCUGGGACAUCCAGCAGAUGCCGCGCGCUAUAGAGGACCCUAUCCUGGCCUACACGGCCGCCGAGGGGGAGGUCAACCAGAUCCAGUGGGGAGCCACCCAGCCUGACUGGAUCGCCAUCUGCUACAACCGGCACACUGAAAUACUGCGCGUAUAAGGUCACCCUUAAGCUGUAGUGGCUUCUGAUCCUUAGGGAUGAGUGUACUAGUUGGGCAGGUGGCCUGUUAAUGAUGUUCAGAAAAAAGUUGAUAAUACUAUCUGAACGUCAAUAACUUGGAAAGUUGUCGGGCACCUCAGUUUGUCAUUCUAAUUAUUCGAAAUAGCCAAAGUAAUAACGUUACACAAAGCAUGUAGUUUUGUACGAAACACCUGACUAAUAAUCCUAGAUAACUGUCUCCAAUAAUAUCAUAAUUAAUUUCUACGACAGAAACAUUGUUUGCUAAGGAUAUUCCAAUCGUUAUAAAACAAUUAUAUUUAUGCCGACUGUGCACAGCUAGUAGCACCACUCUAUAACCCCUAAGAUCAGAAACCACUAUAAUCUGAUUACUUAAGUAGUUAGAUCAGUGCUAGUGCCAAAAAGGUACCAAAUAAAAGUAAGCCCCUUACGACCUGGGCAUAUAUCACGUAAUAUGACGUAGGUGUUAUACCCGCUGCCAGUCAGCUACCUAACCCUAAUAAUAAUACACACGUUUAAGAUCUGUACACAUCCGUAAUUCCAGAUCCGGAGUGAGACCCCUGAAUGAUAUUUGUGUGUGUAACUAUGCUUUGAAAGUCUACGAAAGGGUGUUGACCUUAGUAGAAUAUGCAUCUGUACACAUCCGUAAAAUCCGGAUCUGAAAUUACGGAUGUAUAAGUGUAUAUUAAGAAAAAUAUCUCAAAUACUAAAUACUUAUUGCCAUUGAGACUAAAGCGAUCGUAAUUGUUUAAAAUUACAAAUUACCUAAUACUUUAAUUGAUGUAACUAAUUGAUUAAACGUAGUAUUCUAUAAAUGGAUCUAUUUAGCAAAGUGUACACAAUUCAGUUGUUCUAAAUACUACACGUAUUUAAAAUCACAUUUUGUUAAUAACUAUUUAAUGAAGGCUGGACGCACAUUUGUUACCAAACGCUCUGUAUAGCCUAUUGGUUUCAUUGAAGUCUAAUAGUAUUUAUUUUAACAUAAAGUGGAAUUAUGCCUAUAUAUUUUAAUAUGAGCGGUAAUUGUUGCGCAACAAGUGUGCGUCCAUCUUUAUCGAUCAGCUCUUAAGUACUUACACGCAUAGUAUUGUAAAGUUUGGAUGUGGCAAGAGAAUAAAGAAGGAGUCGUAAGAAGUAACCGCAAGGUUCACAUUCGAAUGACGAUUGACGUUCGAUCAAAGAUCGUUUGAAGUAAAUUAUCUCUUUAUAAAAAGACUGAUAGAGAAUCAAACUUUUCUAAAUUUUGACCUAACAUUAUUCCCCAAGCUGGAAUUAAUAUUAUGUAAGAUUUUUAUAAAUUUUCAUAGGCGUACUUGGAGGGGGAAGUUUUAAUGUAAUUCUUACAAAAUUCAAAAAUCUUGUAAAUGGUAUAAAAUAUUAAUGAAAACUUAAGUGACGUUUGAAGUCUUCUCAUAAAUCCAAUGCUACGCCAUUAAUAUUCUCAAUGAAUAAUUUGUAUAUAAAAAAAAACAAAUAAGAAUAACUUGUAAAAACAUUAGGUUUUGAGCGAAAAUAGAAAGGCCUGAGCCGUGUAUUGCGACGAAACUGCUCGUCUAUCACAGAUCGUUGGUAAGAAUGCAAUAUUGAAGUCGGAAAGCAAAGUACACGAACCGAAGCGAACGUAUUCACGAGUGCACAAUACAGCGUAAUCACGCAUUAUUUAAAGACAAUUUGUGGAUUAGUUUAAUAGAUACCAUAGUAUAAACUUGCAUUUAUGUGAUUCCUUAUUCACAAUUGGCGUUACUGAAAAUAUUCUAUAUAAAAUACUCCGUAGUUAUGCUUGAUGUCUUUUUAACAUAUUUUGGUGUCUGUAGCACUAUAACCCAUUACGGAUAUAGUGGCUUUCGUAAUAUUAGAUUUUAGCUGCGCCAAAGUCAGUUUGACAUGAAAACGAAUGGUGUUUUAAUAUUUAACUUAAUGAAUGUUGCUACCACCCCUCUAUGGAUGAAAAGGUUGUACGCAGUCUGUAUCAGACACCUUUUUGUAGUAACGUUUUGAUGAAAUCCCGCGUUUGUAGGACUGUUUGUGUAUUUAUUUUUACAUGUAUAAUACAUAGGCAAACUAGUUUCUGGUAAAGUGUAUUCUGUACUCCUUCGACAGCAGUGUUACUUGGUGUUUUCUAUUAAUGAGGAAUAGAGAAAAGAGAACUAAAGUAAUUGUAUUAAACUUUUAAUAGAACAAACACACUUGGGAACACCAGAAAUUAGCGAUUUGUAUUGUAUCAAAAUGUUUCAAGUAAAAACAUGUAUUAAUCAAAUUGAUGUGAUUAAAUAAGGACUAGAUAUAAUAGUUAUUUAUAUACAAAUAGCUUUAAGAAUUCUAAAUAAAUAAAUUAUGAUUUAGGAAGUGAA
This is a messenger RNA of Trichoplusia ni (cabbage looper), 3644 nucleotides long. It is a transcript of the gene wap, whose product is annotated as DDB1- and CUL4-associated factor 7. The record is from RefSeq and is a predicted model, not a curated record. Gene Ontology annotation, cellular component: nucleus. Bases 205 to 1275 code for a protein of 356 amino acids. The transcript has 8 exons. Gene Ontology annotation, molecular function: protein binding. Lineage: Eukaryota; Metazoa; Arthropoda; Insecta; Lepidoptera; Noctuidae.